GCGCUGCACUUCCGCUUCUGUCCAGCAGAUGUCUCCCGCCUCUCCUCGCGAGCUUCCGCUCCCCGCAGUUCCCGCUCAUACUGGCGCGUCCGUAGUAACGCUCUGGGGGCGGAGCCGGAGAGGUGAGUGAGGUGUAGGACGGGGCAUGGAGGAGGAGGAGACGGCCGCUUUGGAAACGGAGAAACCGGAGGUACCGGACGGAAGUAGCCUAAUUGCCACCACACCUCCAAUUUCACACUUUUGUCUCGUGGAAGAAGACGUGAGUCAGAGCAGCAGCCCUGGAACCCACAUCUCCAGUACCAGCGGCAUUUCUCUGGGGGAAGCCAUCCGGCAGUCUGCCAGUAAGGGUAUGGAGUCCUGGUACCAGCUGCCAGCUGAGGAGGAUGCCAGUAGCUUUAUGCCGCCAUUUAACGAGACAGGGGCUUUCGCCAACCAGACGGAGUUCCCCACGAUAGAGGAAGGAACUUUACAUUCAGAACCAGAUGAGACAAAAGGACUUACUCUGGGCAACAUGCACUCAUUACGGUUUGAGACCCAGGACAGCCGCCUUUCUCCUUGUCUCCCACUUCUGAUUUCUACCUCCACUCAGGGGCACAAGAUUUUUGAUGAUACCCUGUACCAGCAGACUGAAUUGGAUUUUGCACCUUUGAGUGCUUCCCUUGAUAUAUCUGAAUUUCCUGGGCAUACAUCAAAGUCCCUGCUAAUAAGCGAUGCAGAAACGCUGACAGCCAAAGAGGUUUCAGAGGAUGUAGUUGGUGAGAACACUACACUGACCAAGAAUCCUCUCCCUUUUAGCACUGAAGGAGACCAUGACUUCACAAACCUGCAUGUUCUAUCACAACACCCAUUGCCUUCUACCCAGGAAGAUGUUGAUUUUGUUCAGUGGUCUCACACUAUUUCUAACAACACAAAAUCUGAACCCUUGCAAGCAGCCUCCUAUAAUAAGCAACCUGCUUCUCCCUUAGAGAAUCUGGACAUGGUGUUCAGCCAAGAAGAUGGUUCUUUCUUGGAUAGUAGCAUUCCAGCUCCUGUGUUACUGGAGCUUUUAGAGAAGGAAGUUGGUAUAUUGGGAAGCAGCGAAGUAUCUUCUACAAAUAGCUCUUCUGAAAAUGUCUCAAACAAAAUAGCAGGAAUCAGGUAUACACCUCAAGAUCUACAUUUAGGGGAGCAAAUGUACUACAAUUCUCAACCUCAAGGGCUUGAUGACUCAGAGAAAAUAUCUGAACAAUAUCUUGUUGAGGGUGAAACCUUUCAAGAUUCCAGCGAAAUAGAUUUUAAUAUUGAAACCUUAAAAGAUGAUGAAAGCCUACAUCCAAAUAAAAACAGAUUCCAUCAUUCUGGAAUAACUUUACGCCUGUCUAAAGGGCCAUCUUCUGUGCCCGGAAAAGAUGAUCUUCAUAAACAGCUUUGUGAUGAAAUUCAGAAACGGUACAAAGAGAGAAUGUUAUUGAAAUCAACUGCGGGUCCAGGUGAGAAGGGGGCCACACACGAUAUAUCUUCUCUGACGAAAGCCUCCACAGAUCUGAACAAAAAUGACACUGUAGUGGAAGUGCAGUCAAGCGUCACCCCAGAUGAGCUGACUGUUUUCUCUCGCUGUAGCAUUGAGAGGGGGCACAAAGAUUCUGAGAUUUCACCAACUGUAAACCCAACAGUAGAGGACAGCUCAUUCAUUGGGCGACUGGCUUAUCCUAUCUCUCAGUCCACUCCCGGAACAUUUACAGGGAUAACUGUCAGAAACAAGCUCACUGACAGACUGAUGCAAAUUAAAGCCAAACUUACAGGGUCUAACAUGUAUUUAACAGAGGAACCCCUUAGUAACACCUCUACAGCACCUGUAUUCACAAAGCCGCAGUCUUUGCAGAGUAGCCAGGAUUAUGCUGAGAGCAACGAUUCUCAAACGUCCCUGUCCCCAGAUAGGCGCAGGAUUCAGUCACUCCCAAGUCUUAACUACAUUGAAAAGGUUGGGUCUUGGAACACCAACCAGUCCUUUGAUGCUUUAGUUCUUCGUGGCUUGACAGGCAUAUCCCCUAAAAAGAAAGCCUAUCAUGCAGUGGCAGACUCCUUAAACCGCAUGCUGUCCAAGCAAUCAGACAGUACUUUGCCAAAAAGCAGACCUUUUACCUUGUCUCGGGGAACGGGGUCCAUGAAUAACUUGACUGCCACCGAGACUGAGCAUUCUGGCAACCCUCAACUUAUUAGGUCCCAGUCUUGUACUACUGUACCAACGAGAAGCACAGAAAGUGCAGACACUGAUACUCAAGGUGCAGUGGUCAUAUCAGUGAAACAGGGCAGCGGCAGGGUCGCUGAAUCAAAUGAUGUGCAGAAAGUUGGUUCUUACAAUUUAGUUCCUCUGGAUUCUUCUCUGGUUUACAAAUCUCUAGAGCAGCCUGUUGAUAAUAAAGAGACUACUGAAAAGCCAAGCAGCGGUCAAGAAAGAACCUCUCAAACACAGCAGCUGAAAGGAGAUGUUGGUAGCAGCACCAUGGCAAUGGAUCGCUUCAGCGAUGUUUCUCCAGAUAAUGAAUUCUUAAGUAGUUCAUGUUCGAGUGGUCACACAAACCAGAUGCAUUCGCUGACUAGUUUAGAAGUAGACAAUUUUGUCCCUCUUUGGCAACCGUCUGUUAAAACACCAGAGGAGCUAAAAGAAAUCAACAUUGAAGAAAGGAUACCGACUUAUCUCCGCAACCUUGGCAUAGACCAGUCGCCCUCCACCAUACUAACACCCUUUGCUCCAAAAGGACCAAUUAGAGAACAUGAGUUUUCACCUUCUGAACUGAGGACAAUAAAAGGGUCGACAGCCACUCCAAACAGAAGCAUGCGUUUUUCGGAAGGAGGCUCUCAGAGUGAAGCUGACAUCUCUCAAUCCAGCGUCUAUUCGACUGCAUCUACAACAAGUGUGUCGAUUCCCAUGGGAUCAGAUGCUGGUCUGGAUUCUCCUUUGCCAGCUGAAAUGUUCUCCCAGUUUAGCUCAAGAUCUACUGGGGAUAGACCAGUUAGCAAGUAUGAUAUGACCAAACGUUUUGGAGAAGAUAAUGAGAAUCUUCAGUCUGGUCUGAAGGAAGUAGCCGUAGGGAUACUGGCCAGUGAGUUUCAGGCUGUGGAUAUCGGUGCAGCUCCACCUUUAUCCAUGGAGCACCAAGGUGGCAUGGAAAAUGCUGAGUCGUUAAAUAUGGUUAAGCAACUCCUUGAUCACUUUAAAUGUAAAACUAUUAGUCCGGAUCAGCAUUUCUCCAAUACAUCUGACAUUGAAGCUACAGAUUUCUUAGGCAUGGCAUCAGUAUCUGUGACUCCUUUGCAGAAGCCAGCCUCGGCAGCUUCUAUUGGCUCGGUAGCCGGGAUCCCCAUGCAGAAUCCAGCCUUAGACGAUUCAUUCAGCUCAGUAGCAGGGAUCCCUAUGCAGAAUCCAGCCUCAGCAGAUUCAUUCAGCUCAGUAUCUGGGAUCCCCAUGCAGAAGCCAGCCUCAGCAGAUUCAUUCAGCUCAGUAUCUGGGAUCCCCAUGCAGAAGCCAGCCUCAGCAGAUUCAUUCAGCUCAGUAUCUGGGAUCCCCAUGCAGAACCCAGCCUCAGCAGAUUCAUUCAGCUCAGUAUCUGGGAUCCCCUUGCAGAAACCAGCCUCAGCAGAUUCUUUCAGCUCAGUAUCUGGGAUCCUCUUGCAGAAGCCACCCAUGGCAGAUUCAUUCAGCUGGGUAGCAGGGAUCCCCAUGCAGAAGCCAGCCUCAGCAGAUUCAUUCAGCUCAGUAUCUGGGAUCCCCAUGCAGAAGCCAGCCUCGGCAGAUUCAUUCAGCUCAGUAUCUGGGAUCCCCAUGCAGAAGCCAGCCUCAGCAGAUUCAUUCAGCUCAGUAUCUGGGAUCCCCAUGCAGAAUCCAGCCUCAGCAGAUUUAUUCAGCUCAGUAGCAGGGAUCCCCAUGCAGAAGCCAGCCUCAGCAGAUUCUUUCGGCUCAGUAUCUGGGAUCCCCAUGCAGAAGCCAGUCUCAGCAGAUUCUUUCAACUCAGUAUCUGGGAUCCCUUUGCAGAAGCCAGCCUCAGAAGAUAAUUUCAGCUUAGUAUCUGGGAUCUCCACGCAGAAGCUAGCCUCAGCAGAUUCUUUCAACUCAGUAUCUGGGAUCCCUUUGCAGAAGCCAACCUCAGCAGAUUAUUUCAACUCAGUAUCUGGGAUCCCCUUGCAGAAGCCAGCCUCGGCAGAUUCAUUCAGCUCAGUAUCUGGGAUCCCCAUGCAGAAGCCAGCCUCAGCAGAUUCAUUCAGCUCAGUAUCUGGGAUCCCCAUGCAGAAUCCAGCCUCAGCAGAUUUAUUCAGCUCAGUAGCAGGGAUCCCCAUGCAGAAGCCAGUCUCAGCAGAUUCUUUCAACUCAGUAUCUGGGAUCCCUUUGCAGAAGCCAGCCUCAGAAGAUAAUUUCAGCUUAGUAUCUGGGAUCUCCACGCAGAAGCUAGCCUCAGCAGAUUCUUUCAACUCAGUAUCUGGGAUCCCUUUGCAGAAGCCAACCUCAGCAGAUUAUUUCAACUCAGUAUCUGGGAUCCCCUUGCAGAAGCCAGCCUCAGCAGAUUCAUUCAGCUCAGUAGCAGGGAUCCCCAUGCUGAAGCCAGCGUUUCCAGAUUCAUUUGGACUGCCAUCAGUAUCUGGGAUCCCUUUGCAGAUUUUGGCCUCAGCAGAUCCAUUCGGCUCAGCAUCAGUAUCUGGAAACCCCUUGCAGAAGCCUGCCUCUGCAGUUUCAUUUAACUUGGGGUCCAUAUCUGGUAUCCCUUUGCAAAAUUCAGCUUUGGAUUCUGUAAAUGAUUCUUUUGUUGGUGCAAAGACUUUGAAUGAGAUACGCAAACUGCUGGCAGAAGCUGACACUGUUGGUUUGAAUGAGUCCGGUAAUAGCUACGCGGCUUCUCAGGUUAAAGGCAUUUCUGGCUCUUCUUCACCAAUGUGGCUGAAAUCAGGUGACUCCAUAGCUUCUGCUGCAUUGGAAAGCAGGUUUACAAACCUGAAAGAUGAUCGAUUGCCAGAGCUAUCAUGGGAUGCCUCUCGAAACAGCAGCCUUAAAUUUGACAAAGAUUCACAAGUAAAUGUGGGUUGGGAUGAUUCUCUAGCCAGCACUGACCAAUUUAAAUAUAGCAUUGAUUUGGAAAACAAAAUAGAAGGCCUAAACCAAAGCAUUCCACAGUUAAAACAAGAAAGUCUUUAUGAGAGAUCUGAGCCUGAAGGUGAAGUGAUGACUGUUAAUAAGGUGCAAUUUUAUUCUCCCUUUCGUGAUGGCACAAGAAACAAUAAAGCCAGCACCAGUUCUGGAGCCACUGAAUGCAACUCAGGCCUUCCUCGAAAUGUUACAAGUGUCAUAGGAGGUUUGGAAAAAGCACUGGCCAUGGCUGCUCUGUCCUAUGGACGAGUAACAGAGGAGGUGACAGAAAGUGAUGACAGCACCGCUGACUCUCUAGCUGGACGAGUGAAAAGUCUGCUAAAGAAAGAUGCACCAUUGAUGCACACAACACAGACCAGUAGUGAUGGGGGUGAGACAAGAACACGCGCUUCUGUGCAGCUGAAACUGGCCAAUCGUUCUUCCAUUACAGAGACAAUCCUAAAUGAGGAGGAUAGGAGACGUAUAGAACAGAUUAAGAGAGAGUUAAUGGAGGGGGCAAAGGAAUCACAGCUGGAGCAGAAUGCCUCCCAUGUGAAUGCUGACAGGAUGGCAUGUGACCUAUGGCUGAAGUCAGAACCGUUUUAUUUAUGCCCGACUCCAUCACCUGACCUCAGUCAAAGCAAUCCGAGGACACAGCCUGAGGUGAUCGAAAACACUCUGGAACAGUUGGCGCCGUUUACAGCUACUGGAACAUUCUACAAAGGGAAUGGUGAAACGUCUGUGAAAGAGAAGUCUGGCCUGUUGGGAGAGUUCAUUGUGCCACUGCAGCUGACAGAUUUGCACUGUACAGAAGCCACACAGGGGAAAUUGAGCCAGCAGGAGGCUCCUGUUAGUCCAAAGUCAAGUCUGGAAUUCUCCAAGCCGGUAAAAUCCAUUACCUUUUCAUCACACAAACGCAGCUCCCCUCUUUCCCUUUCCUCCAGUUCAGAAAGGGGGUCUCCCGCAGAAAUUUCCUCUGCUGUGCAAGCACGCACUUAUGAUGGGGCUGAUCCUAAUAAAUUGACCCCCACUGCAACAGCCGAGUGGAUCUCAGACAACUGCACAGCUGUACUGGAUGCCCAACAUACACCCGUCUCCCAGCUGGAACAUAGACAUUGGCAACAGAGUCCCAGCCCUGACUCAUCAGAAUGCGGCCAUCAUGCACAGAGCAGUUUUGCACUAAGCACUGAGAAUGAGAGCAGCCCUGAACAUCCAGGCAACAUUAUAUCUCUGGCACCAGAAAUCACUACCCACAGCCUCCCUGAUUUCAUUCAGGUUGUUCCUCUGUCUGUUUCCUUAAAUCAGAGCUUCCAUUCAGGCCAUGCAGAUAGACAACGUCCAGAUUUUACAGAAGAGAAUGAUGAGAGAGUCCAUUUCUCUGCAGAGCCUUUAACUCCAUCCAGUUCCAGUCCAACUGCUUCAUCUCCAGCUAGAAAAGCCAUAUCUUGUGUUCAUGUUCAAAUCUCCCCCAAACAGGAGGACUGCAAGAAACUUGAUUUUGGGCCGAAGCUCUCCAGUGGCUCUGCAUGGGUUAAUGACGUGGCUAAUGGCAAGCUCCAGUCAGAGGAACCUGAUCUCUCCGCAUCACGUGCUACAAACUUGCAGGGGAAGGAGGGGGCAUUAAUAAAACAAGAUUGUGUUGAUGAAGAACUGAUAUCAUCUUCCCCACAGUUUCACACAAAGCCAAGUGGCAGUGGCAUUCAAUUACUUGCGAGUACCCUCACUACACCAGAGAGAGCAGCAACUGUGCAGUUCAGCCGCAUUCCCUCACAUGAUGCAACCACACAGAUAACCACGGAGAGCCCAGCCAUAACAACCUUCUCUGCAGAGAUCUUUAUUGACAGUAGAGAGAAGGAUAUAAUAUCCACGUCAGAUGUAACGGCCAGAACGACUCCAUAUUGUGCGCAUCUCUCCCCUGCGACUGAUCAACCUUUGCUCGUGCCUUAUAGACCUCAUGGGAGUCCUGAGUUUUACUAUGUUCCCUAUACUGAUGGAUUAUCCAGGUUCUCUCCUGUCAGCACCAUAGAGAGCUCCCACACAGGCUCCAAUGAUGCAGUUUCCCCCAAAUUUCCAGUGGAAGUCCUGGGCUCAGGCACAGACCGCCUGCCUGAUUCAGCAAUGGUGUGGCAUAAGGAAGGCAUCUACAGCAAAGGCCCCAGCCCCAAACUAGCUUGGGAAGGAAGCACAGCACCACAUAAGGCAACUGCUUUGGAGACUUCACCAAGAAGGUCGGCUGUGCGACAUGCACUGGAGAAAGAGUCAGAGCAUCAGAUGGGUUCAUAUGGUAAAGCACCUUAUACUGCUCUUACACAAAGAGACUUGCAUCAUGAACUUAGUUCCAGGUUAGAUCGUGAGCGAGAAAGACCUUUCCUUUUUUCCAGCCAGACUGAGGAAAAUGUAUUCUUCCCCUUAAAGCCAGAAAUAGAUUUCAGCAGAGAACAGCAAUGUGAUGACGCCACCAGCCUGAGGCGAAACAAUCCAGCUGAAAGUUCUGUGCUAAGAAAAACUAAAAGUCUUUUUGCUCCUUUUUCCAAGAGUUUUCAGAGCCCAGAAGUCACUGGGAGGAGAUCAGAGUCUGGGCAGGUCUCUGCAUAUACACUUGACGGCAAUUCUAUCAGUGAUAAUGGUGAGCAUUCCCUUACUAGUGCUCGCUACAUUUCUGAUGGACAUAAACAAUUGCACAAGUCCCAGUCGAAUUUGAAUCAGAGUGAUGUCUCCCAGCAGAGCUUGGAUGAUCUCUGGGCUCGUUACACAAACAGGAAAAAGCUUCAGCAGUCGGUAACCAUGAACAAUCAUGAGCUUUCUCUGAUGGAGAGGCUACAUCGCCUGGCCAGGCUGUUUCACAAUUCCUCCUCUCAACUCUCAGCAAAGGAUGAGCCACUUCCUGACCCAGAGCAAAGCAAGAACCAUGUGAAAGAGAGAAUCUGGGAAGACAGUGGCAGAAAAGCAGAAAGAUGGAAUGUCAAGAAGCAUUCUGGAAUGAACCUGAGUGUAAGGAAAGGAUAUUCACUGAAUGAGAUGGAGGUUAUGGAUCCAGCUGAUAAGACAUCUGUAGGCUUAGACUUCUACCCACUGCUCCGUAACAACAAAUCAGACAGCACUCCUUCCGAAACAGAAAUGGCAACGCAAACAGGCAGUGAGGUGGCGACACAGACAUCCGAAUCGAGCUCUGUAGCCACUCUCACAGUAUCCAGCUCUAUAUCUACCAUAGACACAGCGCGCCUUAUAAACGCCUUUGGUCCUGAAAGAGUCUGUCCCUCAUCCCGGCUCUUCCACUUGUAUAACGCCAUCGACCUUCAGAAGAGACGCUCGGAAGAAAACAAAGGAAUGCACAGCAGAACAGACACUGGGGAAGUUUACCGAAGCUCACAUAAGACCCCAGACUCUGCAUCUUCUGUCUCCACGUCUGAAAAAUCUUGGCAACCAAGACCAGCCCUCAAAAGCAAAAAGAGCAGCAAAUACUUGAACAAAGGUGUCCAGGCAGGAAAUCUGGAAAUUGUGAAUAGUGCUACAAAGAAAAACACAAGGGAUGUUGGCACAGUUUUUCCAUCACCGAGAGGGUAUGCCCAUAAACCUCACACCCAGGGACACAUCCAGAGGGAAGAGCGUUCCUGGUGCAGCAAUGCCUUUACUCAGCAAAGUGGGAGGAACAGACAGGGCACAGCACAAGGGCUGAGUUGGUUUGUUCCAGCUGAGAACUUGAAAUCCGACUCGAGAAAAGAGAAUAGGUCUGACAUCAAGAAAGCCCCCAGUGCAAGUUGGUACGAGCCUAUGACCAAUACAAAGCCCUGGAGGGAGCCCCUGAGAGAGAAGAACAUGGAGGAACAGUUCCUGAAAAGAGUCCAUGGUCAACUGAACAGAUCCCACUUGGAUCCCCCUGAGAACAAGGUGCUGAAGCCAUUUUCCAAAGUUACUCUACAGGAAUCUCUGAAGUCUCACCGACCCGAUUUCAUAUUCCGCUCUCGGGAGCGAGUGAAGCGUUUGCACCUUUUAGCCGAGGAGCGCAGGCUACAGACGGUGUUCCAGAGUGAAAGAGAGAAGCUUUUCAAUCAACCAGUGAAAACCAGCAAGUGGGAGACAGAGCAACAGCUGCAAGACUACAGGUUAAACCAGAAAAACAGAAUGAUCCCUAAGAAAGAAAUGGUCCAGCACUCCAAAAGGAUUUAUGAGCAGCUCCCGGAAGUGAAGAAAAGACGAGAGGAAGAGAAGAGGAGACAGGAAUAUCAAUCCUAUCGGCUGAAGGCUCAGCACUUCCAAAAGGAAGGGAUUGACCAAUCACAGGGUGUGGAGCAGUAGAAUUGUGUGAGGACACACCGCACCCUGUGUCUGUGCCAAGCUAAUGUGGUCUUGCCCUUAAAAGCUCCUAACAGCCACUUAUAGCCGAGAGUGGACUUUUCUCCUGAUCUUCUCCUUGGGGGCACCUGGAGGCAAAGGACAUGUAGAACAUUAGGGGUCCCAUGAACAAUAUUAAACACCCAUGAAUGUACAAUGCGUGGCUCUCUGGUAUCAAAACACAAAUGUGGAGUCUAAAACUUUAUCUAAUUCCCCCCUGGGAUGAAGAACGGCAAUGCCCUGCCUGGAAGGUAAGAGAUCAAGGGAGUAUGGGCUUCAAGACCCUUGGAAUUACAAUUUGGACUGUGGCAAUCUGGUGGCCUUCACAUGGUAGAGUCUGGAGCUUUAAUAAAGUCAGUCCAAGAGACUUUUGGGAAGGAGGAAAGUAAUAAACGCAAAUUUACUCCAGGCAUCAUAACCCAUAGCACCCAGACAGAUGGUUCUCUUCAAACAGAGUAGACCAGGGAAUGCUGGCCACUGCAUGGUUGCUAUUUGUUGCUUGACCUGGAUCAAUCUUUGACUCUGUGAUCACAUUUCCCUAAUGGGGCAUCUUCUCCAGUCUUGUUCCCCAGCAGAACAAUACAAUGGUGAAAUGGUAAAGCCCCUGGCAUAAUAAAGUACAGCACUGGCAAUUCUUGGAAAGGGCAAAUUUUGAAACUCAUGUACUCUUUUAUAGAAGUUCUUGGUGAGCAUUGAGCAUUGCAAGUACUAGAGAGUCACAGGUUGGCUAAGUCUGAAAUAGUACCAAUAUCUUGUCCUGUUGUCUCUGGCUCUCCUGCUGUCACCAUGUCAUACUGUGUCAUCACCACUUUGCCAACUCCAUCUUUUGUAACUGUCCCCAUCUUAUCCUAUUAAAUGUACCCAUCUUGUCCUAUUGCCUCUCGCUACCCAGACUGUCCCCAUCUUGCCCUACUGUCUCUCUCUAUCCAUACUUUC
Messenger RNA from Xenopus laevis (African clawed frog), 10363 nucleotides. RefSeq names its product ALMS1, centrosome and basal body associated protein S homeolog (gene alms1.S). The record is from RefSeq and is a predicted model, not a curated record. Lineage: Eukaryota; Metazoa; Chordata; Amphibia; Anura; Pipidae. The transcript has 19 exons. Bases 146 to 9391 code for a protein of 3081 amino acids.